Messenger RNA from Oldenlandia corymbosa var. corymbosa, 1669 nucleotides. The record is from the annotation of a GenBank genome assembly. NCBI's taxonomy places the organism in Eukaryota, Viridiplantae, Streptophyta, Magnoliopsida, Gentianales, Rubiaceae.
UGAAUCUAACACUUUAAAAUACCAAAUGCAUAUUUAAAAAGGUUGAUAGACAUUCAACAACAUCAAUACAAAAAAUCCAACAAAUGACAUACACCAUUGAAAUUUGAAGAAAUCAUCCGAUGGAGAAAACGAAGAUUCAAAGAACGGAGCAAAAAAUAAAAAUAAAAAAGCCCGCUAAAUCCAGCUUGUCCAAAUGCACGCUUACCAAUAACAGAUCGCCAGUUGUCGAUCUGUCAUUCUCUCCAUUUCUCCUUUUCCUUCCCUUUCCCUCAACCAAAACCAGCAGCUCUGCAACUUGGUUUAGGGUUUCCAUACUCCAUGAAUUCUUUCGCCUUCUUUUUUUAAACAUUGAGAUUCUCAAUCAAUGUGGGCUUCAUCUAAAUUCACGCUUCCCCUCACCUGGGUUUGCAUUAUAUUCCUCAAUCUUCAUCCCAAUCGUUGGCUAAAUUAAAAAUCAUAACCAUGGCUUGAGCUUCUACUAAACUCCAUUCCUCUGUUAUUAGGCAAACAAAAAGGGAGACUUUAGAGUUUAGAUUCCUUCACUUGUAUGAAAUCCUAAUUGUUAAUAGGCAAGGAGCAGAUUAAGCCAUCCAAGUUUCAAUUUUGAUUGAACUGCAGGAACUAAUUGCUGGAAGCAUACAUUUGGGUUGUUUUUUUUAGAUUUUUGGGUGAAAUGGGUUCAUCAGCUUUCUUCAUUAUUUGCAUUCUACAUUCAGCCAUAGCAACAACCUGCGGUGGGUUCAUUAUGUUUUAUCUGAAGGAGAUCUCUGUUUUGGGGCACGGAAUCGAGACGGCGAAAAAGAUGAUGGGAUCAACUCCACAUGAUCAGCUGUUGAUACAGACAUCUGAUUCGUUUGCAGGGCUGCUUCUGUUCGUAAUUGGGUUGUUAUUGUUCAUGGUUGCUUUUGUCAAAGACAGGGAGUUCCAGAACUUCUUCGCAAAGGGGCUUAUUCUUAUUCAUUUGUCGGUCGCACUCUGGAGAGUUUUCUUCGAGAGGAAACUUGAAGAUUUAGCUUAUGAUUGGCCUAGACAGCUUGUUGGUGACUUUGUUCUUGGACUUUCAUGGCUUUUCUUUCUUGUUUAUUCAUGGAGGGAAAAAUAUGAUUGAUAAAUUAUGUAUAUUAUUAGAUCUAAUGGGCUGCUCUGCUUCCUAUAAUUGCAGAGAUUUUGAGGGAUAAUGCCAGUGUUUCGAUUAAUUGGAGUUUGAGGCUUUGUCCAGAAUGCAUUAUUUUCUUCCGGUAACUCGGCCAACCGAAUGAUGGUUGAAUAAUGAUGUGAAAGUUUGUUUUUUAUGUUAGAUUUUGUGGCGGAGCAGUCUGGUGUUUUCUCAAUGACAGUCUAAGCUCCUCUGCCUGAACUAAAAGCUGUUUUCCACAACUGAGCUGAUGGAAAUUAAUUUUUGGAUAUAAUUUGGUGGAGCUAUAUGUCCUAUUUGAUAUCUGCCAAUUCUUGUAUCUUGUGUUGAACUUUAUUCACUAUCAACUCCAGGGAAAAAAAUAUUGUGUUGGUGUUGCUGACUUGCUGCAAAACCAAACAGCCUCAUUUGACACUCACUCUGAUCCCAAAAUUAUUAUCCGUGUUUAGCUUUUUAUUUUUUAGUUCAAUUUGUACUAAAUGAAAAACUAAAACUGGACAAUAAUUUCAAGACAGAUAGAAUAUUUCUUUGAGA